GCCAAACUGCUUUUGCUUUAGCCUAUAGCGAGCCUAUAACGAGGGCAUUACAAUGACAAAGCCAUGUCGUCGCGGGAAAUCCCAGAGCAAGAGUUCUCAUUUCGGUGCGGAGCCCCCUAACAAACAGACCACAGAAACUGUGUAGUCAGUUAGUGACGCGCUCAGGCGCAUUUUCACACCAACCUUGUGUCUGUUAGUGUGCCCGCCUCACAUGCAUUCCAUUUCACCUGUUGACGACGACAGCUCACUACGAUCUGUCAUUUUCACUGGGAGUGAUUUGAAAGGAUUUAAUCAAACCAGAGCGGAGAAAGGAAAAUAGAGACAUCAAAGGAAUCCAGGCGGGAUAUGACAGCAAACAGAAACUCUGAAAGUUCUCUGGAUAUAGUUCGUAUGAUUGAAAGCGAAAGCGCGCGCCCGGUCCAAACCCAUCACUUCUUUAUUUAGUCACUGUUUUUAUGAGCGUCUAUUUUCUUCAAAUUCAGCGUCAACAAUACACGUUCCCCACAACAAAAACGCUUUUGAAGAGAGAACGGCAUAUUCUCAGAAAUGCACCUUCACAAUAUAGACACCCCGAGGAGCCGAUGGGAGCAGGGCUUGCGGCCGCCAUGGGUCACCCGAUUGGCUGGAGGGCAAAGCCCCGCCUCUUCAGGGGUGGAGUCAGACACAGAGAGCAGCAGCACAGAGAGUGAGAGGUCCCCAGCCAAACGUUUAGAGGCGCGGUCACCGAGGAUCCUACUAUUGCCCUCCAUGCUGCAACAGCGAAUCACAGAGAUCGACCAGCAGAGGGAGGAGCUAAAGAUAGAGCUGCAGUUGGAGAUAGCCCUGUUGGAGGGCGAGCUGCAGGAGGAGAGGAACGAGCUGCGCAGACACACUCUGGGUCUACAGACACUGCAGGAGGAAGGCAGGCACAAGGAGACACACAGACAGACGGACAGACAGAAGGAGCGAGCCAGUCUGGAGGUGGAGAGGGCCCGGGUUGAGGAGCUGAGGAGUAGGUUGGUGGAGAAGGAGACACUGAUCCCCAGUCAGCCAGAGGGCCAGAGAGAGCAGCUACUGGUCCAACUACAACAGGAGAAAGAGAUGGUGGAUGCAGCCGGCCGGGUGUUCGAGGACUGGGAAUUCCGUGUCCUGGAGAGUGAGGCCGGAAUAGAGGAGGAGGAGAGCGAAGGAAAGAUUGAAGGGAAGGAGAGCGGGAACGAGGAAGAUAAGGAGAAGGAGAUCUCAUGCCAAAAGCAUGCUGUUUACUCAGCGCAGGAGCGAGUCCAGCAGCUUGAGAAGCAGUUGAAGGAGAUGGAGAGAGAGAAGGAUAGAGAGAUGAAUGCCUUGAGGAAGGAGAGGAAAGAGUUGCUCCACCCCACUCAAAGGGUCUUGAAAGAGAAGAAGCCACUCACUGAUUGGUCCAACAUCCCCAGCUCGGUCCCUUGCAUGAUGUCACUCUCGCCGCUGACCAUUCACAAAUCACCUCAGGAACAAGCCAAAGAAUCCGCCAGUUUAUCCCGGAGACGGAGCUCGCACCGCAACAACAAGCUCGCUGAUAGGCCGGUCUCGGCGCAAGGGCUGGUGAGAAUGGUACCUGACAGUCCGAGCCCAGAGCGCUUCACUUCCCCCCUCCCCUCUCACCGGCACAGCAACGGGCACAGCAACGGGCACAGCAACGGGCACAGACCUGGGCCCAGCAAUGGCAGUGGUCUCCUCACCCCCUGUAACAGUGCUAGUAGCUCCCGUGCUGCCAGCCCGAGUCUGGGACUGUUAAACCUGGUGGAGAUUGAGAGGAGACUGAGGGAGGCCAAGGCAGAGAGAGAGCGGCUUCUCAAAGAGAGGGAGGAAAGGAGGCAGGUGGUAGUGGAGGAGAGGAGGCAGAGGGAGCUGGAGGGCCGAGGAGCAGCAGAACUAGUAGAGUCCCAGACCAGGCCGGUCCCUGACCCAGAGGAGCAGCCCAAAACCACCAGUCCAGUCCCCAGCUCCCCUGAGCGCUUCCUACCUCUCUUCCUCUCUGCGAACUUUGAUCUGCGGGCCCACGUGGAGUCGCUGGGUCACGGGGUGGCGGGGUGCAUGGGCCUGCGUAUGUCCCCUCGCCGCUGUGCCGGCUUCUUGACCAAGCGAGGAGGGCGGGUCAAGACCUGGAGGAGGAGGUGGUUCCUCUUCGAUAUGGACCACAGGCGGCUAGCCUACUACACAGACUGUGAUGAGAGGAAGCUAAAGGGGGUGAUCUACUUCCAGGCUAUAGAGGAAGUCUACUAUGACCACCUGCGCACAGCCACUUCAUCUCCGCGGCCCAGCCUUACGUUCUGUGUGAAGACGUACGAGCGCCUCUUCUUCCUGGUGGCGCCCAGCGCCGAGGCCAUGAGGAUCUGGAUGGACGUCAUUGUCACAGCAACAGACGAGCACAGCCGCUACUGACUUUGACUUUACACCUGCCCCCUUUCCUGUGUCUGUCUGACCUUCCCCUUGGGCUGAACCUCCAUUCACCUGGCUGACUUGGGUAACCUGGCUACAGUUUCAGCAGUUUACAUUAUGUGGGGAAAACUGCGCCGAACAUAAUAUUCAGGAAAGCGCUUCCUGAAGGAACUGACAUUUGAUUCUGGAUAGUUUCUUAGGAGCUUUGGUGGCAUGGGACUGAGUGGCAGACUGUUACAGGUUCUGUGUGGAACAAGAGAUGUUUAGAGGAUGGAGGAGGGACAAGGCCAUGGGAAUAUAAAGACGUGGAUGUGCAAGCUGGAGCAACCAUUGGACAUUGUGGAGUCAGUGCCAACCAUGAUAUACUGACAGACAAACCUAUGAUGUUUUUAUUAGUCUCAAAUCAGGAUUUAAUGGUUGGUGUCUCUCUACCAGCUGUGUUUGAGCUCCCUCUUGUGGCCAGAUUGAAGUAUUGAAGUACUACAGCUUCCGUUGAAAUAUACAGGUAGCUGCCAAAAUAAAGGAAACACCAGCAUAAUGUGUCUUAAUAGGUUGUUGGGGCCACCACGAGCAAGAACAGCUUCAAUGCACCUUUGUGUGGAUUCUACAAGGGUCUGGAAUUCUAUUGGGGGGAUGCGACACAAUUCUUGCAUAAGAAAUGCCAUACUUUUGUGUUUUGUUGAUGGUGGUGGAAAACAUUGUCUCAGGCACCGCUCCAGAAUCUCUUAUAAGUGUUCAAUUGGCUUGAGAUCUGGUGACUGAGUUGGCCAUGGCAUAUGGCUUUACAUAGUGUUAAUGCUCAUCAAAUCAUUCAGUGACCACUCGUGCCCUGUGGAUGGGGGCAUUGUCAUCCUAUGGUGGCAUAGCCAUGGUAGACAAAAUAAUAGCCAAAGUAAUGGCCUGCCCAGCAUUUUUAUACAUGACCCUAAGCAUGAUGGGAUAGCAAUUGUUUUAAUAACUCAGGAACAACACCUGUGUGGAAGCACCUGCAUUCAAUAUACUUUGCAUUCCUCAUUAACUCAAGUGUUUCCAUUAUUUUGGCAAUAACCUGUACAUGUAUAUCUAUGUUGACCAAAUAUAUAUUUUUCAUCUGUCAAAAGGGCUGUUCAGAGUCAAUAAAAACACUGACCGAGCAUUCAGUUCUCAAAAUGGAUUGUUUUUUUUUUACUAUCAACACAGAAAUACUAUAUGCUUAUACAUAUGUAUUAUUACUAUUAUUUUUAUUAUUAUCAUUAAAGGUUAUUCAUACAC
Salmo salar (Atlantic salmon) is the source of this 3648-nucleotide messenger RNA. RefSeq lists its product as uncharacterized. NCBI's taxonomy places the organism in Eukaryota, Metazoa, Chordata, Actinopteri, Salmoniformes, Salmonidae. The record is from RefSeq and is a predicted model, not a curated record.